AGCAGGCUCGUCGCAAGUGUUACUACGACUACAACACAGUUGAAAAGCUUUCCUUGUGCUUCAUUUGGAAAGCUACACAAUGAGUCAUCAUCAACCUCAAGCCCCCGAAAAUGGCAAUGCCGCAAAUGUUUCUGUAGAGAAAACACAGCAUGAGAUAAGCGAUACCAUAGUGGAUGCAGAAAUGACGCCUCUGGUUAGGGAUGAAGAAAAGCCGACUCUCGCCCAGGAACUACGACGUUCCCACAGCAACUCGAGCUCGUCCGGUGAUGAAGAAGAAGAAGGGCGCGAGAAGAAAAAGAAAAAGGAAGCAGCCAAGGAAGAGCUCGAGCACAAGAUAACGGAUGAGGAAUUAGAAGCAGGUGGGGAGCUUGAAAAAGAGUCCAUUCCAGUCCAAAAACCUGAUGAAGCAAUGCAUCCGGAGGAAAAGAAGGGGAUUUUGGAGAAAAUAAAAGAGAAGCUCCCAGGUCAUAGAAAAGAUGAAGAAGACGCACUGGAGUGCGCUCCGGAGAAGAAAGGGAUCCUGGAAAUGAUCAAGGAGAAGAUCCCCGGUUGUCACAAGGUCGGAGACAAUGCCAAGAAGGACGACUGACAACAACCUAUCUACUUGCUAGUACGCAUUGGGUGUUCUAACUUCUAAGCAAUAUUCUCGCCGUAUGCUGUUUGCUGCUGUUCAUAUUUCCUACUAGUAAGACUGUUUGAAAUGGGACUUCAAAGCAAUGUCUAUCACUUAGCCAGUGUGUUUUUUA
Molecule: messenger RNA, 746 nt
Organism: Eucalyptus grandis
Lineage: Eukaryota; Viridiplantae; Streptophyta; Magnoliopsida; Myrtales; Myrtaceae
Product: phosphoprotein ECPP44-like
Exons: 2
Coding region: 80-589 (169 amino acids)
Biological process (GO): response to water
Cellular component (GO): membrane
Source: RefSeq, a predicted model, not a curated record